CAUAAACCCUACCAAUAUAAAAAAACAGAAAAGAAAAAGGACCAAAAUCUCCCUCUCCUCCAUUUCUAUUUACUAAGGAUCUCUCUCCAUUUCAAAAACCCUACCAGGAGUUAAAAAAAGACAAAAAUCUCCCUCUCCCCCCUCUCUAUUUCCCAAGAAUGGGCAGCAACCAGGCAGCGGUCUCCUUCCUCACAAACCUCGCACGUGCGGCCAUUGGCCUCGGCGCCGCCUCGACCCUCCUCUCCUCCUCCCUCUACACCGUCGACGGCGGCCAGCGCGCCGUCCUCUUCGACCGCUUCCGGGGAGUUCUUGACGACACAGUCGGUGAGGGGACCCACUUCCUGGUCCCCUUACUCCAACAGCCGUACAUCUUCGACAUCCGUACUCGGCCCCACACCUUCUCCUCCAUCUCCGGCACCAAGGAUCUCCAGAUGGUCAAUCUCACCCUUCGCCUCCUCUCUCGCCCUGACGUCGAACACCUCCCCCACAUCUUCAAAACCCUAGGCCUUGAAUACGACGAGAAGGUCUUGCCGUCCAUCGGCAACGAGGUCCUCAAGGCUGUCGUCGCCCAAUUCAAUGCCGACCAGCUCCUCACCGAUCGGCCCCACGUUUCUGCUCUCGUCCGUGAGUCCCUCAUCCGCCGUGCCCGUGACUUCAACAUCGUGCUUGAUGACGUCGCCAUCACACAUCUCUCCUACGGUGCUGAAUUCUCCAAGGCCGUUGAGCAGAAGCAGGUUGCGCAGCAGGAGGCUGAGCGGUCCAAGUUUGUGGUGGCCAAGGCUGAGCAGGAGCGGCGGGCUGCGAUCAUCCGGGCUGAGGGUGAGAGUGAGUCUGCGAAGCUGAUCUCGGACGCCACUGCCGCUGCUGGGAUGGGGCUGAUUGAGCUCAGGAGGAUUGAGGCAUCGAGGGAGAUUGCCGCCACGCUGGCGAAGACACCUAAUGUCGCGUACCUCCCCAGCGGGAACAACAUGCUGCUGGGGCUGAACCCGUCCCUGGCACCAGGGCGUUGAUGGGCCAGAAUGACCUGCGGCGACAAUCUUUCAUUGGAUGAUCCAAGCCACAGCUUUUCCUGUUAACUGCAGAUAAUCUUUUAUUGGAUGAUCCAAGCCACACCUUUUCCUAUUUACUUUAGAUCAUCUUUCAUUGGACGUUCCAAUCUGUCAAUUGGUUUAACUUUCCCUGUUUAUUUAGACCAUGUUCUAUGUUCCCUAACCAUAGCAAAAUUACAUACUGCAGAGAAGUGGUACAGGAAACGUUCAAGUUUGAUUUGGUCAAAGAUAUGGAAACAUGAGAAAAUUGGAGAAUGAAAAUUUUUGUUUUCUAAAAGUUGAGAGUGAAAAAAAUGGCUAUAUAUGCACAAGCACAUAGGUAAUCAAAUUGUAGGUUGAUGUCAUUUCAUUCCUCUCUCAAAACUCUAGUUAUUCUUAUAUAAAUGAUUUGACUCCGCCAAAAAAUUUCACCUUCUUCUCAAUUCAAUAAUGGGAGCAAUUUUUCUUUUUU
Messenger RNA from Magnolia sinica, 1500 nucleotides. RefSeq names its product prohibitin-3, mitochondrial. NCBI's taxonomy places the organism in Eukaryota, Viridiplantae, Streptophyta, Magnoliopsida, Magnoliales, Magnoliaceae. The record is from RefSeq and is a predicted model, not a curated record. Gene Ontology annotation, biological process: mitochondrion organization. Gene Ontology annotation, cellular component: membrane; mitochondrion. Bases 159 to 1010 code for a protein of 283 amino acids. The transcript has 2 exons.